GUUUUUAAUUCCUCCCACCGACAGCCUUCUGCCGAAGACGACCCGCUUCUAACGGGCUUGGUUACAGGUGUGCUGCUGCUGGCCCUCGGUUCACUAUGGCCCAGAACCAAGUGAUCCUGCAGUUCCGCUUCUCCACAUUUGGGGACUCCAUGCUGCAGAAGAUGAACCUCCUGCGACACCAGAAACGCUUCUGCGAUGUCAGCGUGUGCAUCAACCAGCUGGAGGUCCCUGGUCACAAGGUAGUGUUUGCAGCCGGCUCCUCUUUCUUGAGGGACCAGUUCAUCCUUCAGCAGGACUCCAAGGAGGUCCAGAUCUCCAUGAUCCAGGAGGCGGAGGUGGGCCGGCAGCUGCUGCUGUCUUGCUACACAGGUCAGCUGGAGUUUCCUGAGCUGGAGCUUGUAAAUUACCUGACGGUGGCCAGCUUCCUCCAAAUGGGCCACAUUGUGGAGCAGUGCACUCAAGCUCUCAGCAAGUUCAUCAAACCUCAGUCUGCACGCAAGCUGGAGGCGGAUGUGGGUCUGACGAGGGAGAAGAAAGACGACGGAUUAGCCUUCCAGGCCCAGAGAAAGCAAGAGCGCUCUCAGGUUCAGACUGUUCAUGAGGAGGAGGUGAUGCCGGUUGGGAGCAACAACAAUGGCAGCGACGUGGACGAUGUAGAUGAUGGCAGCGAUGAUGACGACGAAGAAGAUGUGAUCAUACAGCCGACAUCCCCUCUUCAGAUCUUAAGCAAAUGUCCAAAGCAGGGCGUGGUGGAGAGUGACAUCACGAUAGUAAAAGUGGAGUCUGUGUCUGACGUAGCAGAAAACUCCAUCACUAGUAACCUCCUCACCAGUCCUGCUCCUCCUACACUCCACUCUCCUGAGCCCCAGCACUCUCUCAUCAACUCCACGGUGGACAGUCGUGGCAGUGAGAUGGCGGUUCCAUGCGGCCCGGCCAGAUACCCGCUCAGUCCCCCUCCUGCAGAGAAGCACGGUGUGCACCAGAGGAACUACGACAAACCUCUGCAGUGGUACCACCAGUGCCCCAAGUGCUCCCGGGUCUUCCGCCAGCUGGAAAACUACGCCAACCACCUCAAGAUGCACAAGCUGUUCAUGUGCCUGCUGUGCGGAAAGACCUUCACGCAGAAGGGCAACCUGCACCGACAUAUGCGCGUCCAUGCCGGCAUCAAGCCCUUCCAGUGUAAAAUCUGUGGUAAGACCUUCACCCAAAAGUGUUCUUUGCUGGAUCACUUAAACCUGCACAGUGGGGAUAAGCCCCACCGCUGCAACUACUGUGACAUGGUUUUCGCUCACAAGCCAGUUCUCCGCAAGCACCUCAAACAGAUCCACGGGAAGAACAGCUUUGACAACGCAAACGAAGGCCACCUGCACGACGGAGUGCUGGACUUUGAUUUUGGACAAAUGAAAUCUGCGGACCUUUUUUAGUAGCUGUUGAAUGGCAUCGGUUGUUUAAAUUAAAUUAAAUAACAUAGAUUAUGUAUAGCCCAUGUAUCACAAAUGACACAUUUGCCUCGGCGGGCUUUAUAACCUGUACACAUACGUCAUCCUCUGUCCCGGGGCCCUCACAUCAGUUCAGGGAAACCCCCCCCCCCCCUAAAAAAUACCUUAAAGGGGAGAAAAAUAAGGAAUCACUCUUCGUGAGAGCCACAGAGGAGGAUCCCUCUCCCCGGAUGGACAGAAGUGCAAUAGAUGUCAUGUGUACAGUCUAAACGUCA
Molecule: messenger RNA, 1714 nt
Organism: Pseudoliparis swirei
Lineage: Eukaryota; Metazoa; Chordata; Actinopteri; Perciformes; Liparidae
Gene: zbtb26
Product: zinc finger and BTB domain containing 26
Exons: 2
Coding region: 96-1424 (442 amino acids)
Biological process (GO): regulation of transcription by RNA polymerase II
Cellular component (GO): nucleus
Molecular function (GO): RNA polymerase II cis-regulatory region sequence-specific DNA binding; protein binding; DNA-binding transcription factor activity, RNA polymerase II-specific
Source: RefSeq, a predicted model, not a curated record